Molecule: messenger RNA, 5377 nt
Organism: Lates calcarifer (barramundi perch)
Lineage: Eukaryota; Metazoa; Chordata; Actinopteri; Centropomidae
Gene: foxl3
Product: forkhead box L3
Exons: 3
Coding region: 2208-3071 (287 amino acids)
Biological process (GO): anatomical structure morphogenesis; cell differentiation; regulation of transcription by RNA polymerase II
Molecular function (GO): RNA polymerase II cis-regulatory region sequence-specific DNA binding; DNA-binding transcription factor activity, RNA polymerase II-specific
Source: RefSeq, a predicted model, not a curated record
AAAUGUAUUAAGACAUGCAUUUAUUCAUAUGCCUAAAGGCAGCAGAAAGAAAUACAGACGACGUGACCACAGCAUCCUCAACAGUGACAACAACCCUGGCACCCCACGUAGUUACAUCCACCCUGAUGGCAUUUAUUUACCUUGCACUUCAAAAUCUCAAUUAUAUGUAUAAAGAAAAGGAAAAAAAUAAAGACAGAUUCACAAAGGAUGCAGAGAUAUUAGAACACAGUCCUUUUCAUGCUUCAAGAUGCUACUACAGCUUUUAAUUAAACCACUUAAAAAAAUCUGGGCCUGCACCUAAAAUUGAGUACAGCAUUGACCUUUUAGCUGCUUCAUUACCCUAUCAGAAACAAACAGAGCACUGCUUUAAUGUCUCGAUGUCGCACCGAUGUAGAGCCUAUAGGCUUCUCCUGCACCAGCGGGGCCACACACAGAGGCCUGGCAGACCUCAGGCUGUUUUCCCGGCCUCUGUCGCCUCACGGGAGACCUCCAAUUGCCCUGUUAAGAGUCCUUCAAAAUACACAUCCCCCUGUUUUAUAGACACGGAAGCAAUUUGUGGCCAUUAUAGAGCAUUUUAGAUAGCAUCUACAAAACUUCCCGUUGUUGACUAAACGUCUGCCAGAGUGGACACACACACACACCCCAAAGAGUUAACGGAGAGAAAAAGAAAACAAAGAUGCAAAGGAUCUUGUUUGUUGGUUUGGGGUUAGCUGUUUUAAGUAUAGUUAGAGAAAUUAGGCUAUAAAAAGAAGCAAAAUAAAACAUGAAGGCGGCCUAUGAGCACAGCGGACCACCCAGGAUCUUGUUGGAGGAGGAGGGGGAGGAGAGGAGCUGUAUGUCCUUGUCGAGUCCAAGUUAAAGGGUUGGGAUUGGGUAGUAUAAAACUGACAGAACUGGGGGUGUUAAGUAGAGUCCUGUACAGGCCAGCAAAUGAGACUAUAGACUAGAGACUAGAGCUAUAUUUUUGCUUUGAUUCCAACAUUACUGGCUGUCAGGCUAUGCUUUGAAAGACGAGCAAGAGUGUAGGGCUAAGUACUAAAAAUAUAGAUGUUUUGGCCUCCACUGCUUCAAUUUAGACAUUUCUUUUUUAAAGUAUAAAUUUGGUUUGAAAAGGUAAAAAAUUCUGGGCGUGUGGAGGUAGAAAGAAGUGAUCUUACCAGACCUCUGUAGCCCACGCCACACCCCUGCUUGAGGCUAGCAGCUUAAGACUACAUCAGCUGCUACUAGCAUAACACACCUGAAUCUCUGAUCGAACUGUCAGCAGUCGAGUAAUGUAAUGCACUGAGUAAUGCAGGCACUGGGUUUUGAAAAGGAAGAAUGUGAGGAAUAAAAAAGACAAUCUCUCUCAUUCUACUGUAUGAGGGUCAGUGGAGUUCUCUCUUAAAGAGUUUGUCUGGUUUGGACUGGAUCUAGGAACUGACCAAAGAUAGACACCUCAGUCUAGGGUUGUUGUGUGUGUUGAAAAUACAAAUAAUUAAUAAAGUAAUAAAGUAUCCUGCUCAGCCUGCUAAGCCUAACAGCUAUUUUAUGUAGCCUAGAGCAAUUCUGAUUCACUGAAGCUCACUGGCUCUGCACUUCAACAUUUCUAACAUUUGCUUGACUAAAGCGAAAAUGUGCUUUUAAUUCACUAAGUAUAUCUGACAGCUGAGGGCGUGGCUGUAGUUUUAAAGACUUAAGUUUUAAUUGCAACACUAUAUCCACAAUAAUGCAUCUGCAGAAACUACACAGAGCAGAGGAUCAUUCUUUCAUUCAGAAUGAUUACUUUCCUUUUGGAAACGUUUCCAAAAAAAAAAAAAAGAAAGAAAAAAGUGAAGGACCUGGCCUUGGAGAGGAGUUUUCUGAUGUAAGUUGAUGUUUAUGUAAAGGUUUUUAGAACUUUCGUCAACCACUUGAAAAUGGGUUCUUUUCAAAAAUUUAGAAAGAGUAAGAGUCAAAGCUGGCCUUGACAUUUUGGUGCUAAAAAAGACAUGUACUGUAGGCACUGAAAUAAAGACAAAAAAUAGAUUUGAAAUACAAAAAACUGUACACUGUGCACAAGACCAGGACCAGAAGUUAACAGAGCUCAGAGAGGUAGUCCUCCUGACUACAGCCGUUCCUGGAGAGCAGCUGGGACAAGGAGGGGAGAGGAGGAGGAGGGUGGGUGUUGGGGCGGGGGGGCAGCCGUCAUCAGCGGAGCUCAGAGUGAGUGUCAGCUGGCCGAGCAGAGCAUGGUGGCAAAGCAGCGCAGCAGGACAGGGUGUUGCUGCUGGGCUUUGGCCAGGACAGUCAGAGGAGCCAAACAGUUUGGAUCUCACACACACCUGACUCCUCAAAGUGUAGAUAUGUUUGAUAACUCUCACUACCCCUUCAACUGUUUUAACUACGAUGGAGACGGAUAUCCUUCCUCUAGCACUGACGAAGAGAAGAAAAUGUGUCGACCAGCAUACAGCUACAUCGCCCUGAUAGCCAUGGCUAUCCAGCAGAGCCCUGAGCAGCGGGUCACUCUGUCUGGUAUCUACGAGUUCAUCAUGAAGAGAUUUCCAUACUACCGAUCCAACCAGAGAGCCUGGCAGAACUCCAUCAGACACAACCUGUCUCUCAACAGCUGCUUCAUCAAGGUUCCUCGGACAGAGGGCAAUGAGAAGGGAAAGGGAAACUUCUGGACUUUUGCUACCGGCUGUGAAUCCAUGCUUGACUUGUUUGAAAAUGGCAACUUUCGGCGUCGCCGGCGCAGGAGGAACAUGAAAAUCGGCCUCCGUGAUUCAGGAGAAACCCCUUUCCACCCUCUGGAGAGCCACAGCAAUCAGCACAUACCGGCGACUCGGCACCCCGAAUCCGACUCCACCCUAUGCCCUUUGAACCCUGAGAGGCCAAGGCCCGGUCUGCAGCAAAACCACCUCAUCCCAAACCCCACCCAGCAGGGGAAACCAGAGUCAGAGAUCAAGUUUAGCAUUGACUACAUCCUCUCCACUCCGGAUCCACCCCUGCCUGGGUUCAGAUCUUCCCACGGGCCCGUGCACAUAGGGCCAACAGGGCCAUCUAUACAUGUUCUGGAGCCCCAGCACCUGAACCUGCACUUCUGGACUCUGUGAACAGAUAGAGGAGAGCAAAGAAGACUGAAUUAAUUCCUUUCAGUUGCGUUUGUGUUGAAAACUGGGAAGUAUAUACAGACAUCCAAGGACGAGAGAAAUUCCACAGGAGGAAUUUUACUAACUUGAAAAUGUAAAUGAGGAACAAAAUAAAAAGGUACAGUAUUGUGAUGGAUUCUAGAUGGAAAAAAAUCACAUAAAGAAAGCAUCAUGCUGUCAAAUAUAAAAUGUGAACAAUACAGUUCAGUGUUCAUAUUGUUAUUAUACUGUUUGUGCAGUGUCUAGUGCUGACAUAGACUAGGUUUACAGUAUUCUAUAUAUGUAUAUACACAGGAGCUGUGUAUAGCACAAGUAUGUUGUGUUUAAAAAUGUUUUAAAAAUCAGAUUAAGUGUAACAAACUCCAUUUGUUUGAUUUAUUUAUCUUCAGAUCACAUGGUCUUCUUCAGAUUUAUUUCCAGUGAAUGGCUCUGAUAAUAAUGAUUGAAUUAUUGCAUCCAGUUCCCUUUGUUUAUUUAGUGUCAGGACAACUGAAUCUGACAAGACGUUCAGCAUUAAAAUCCACUGCUCUUUAAGAUUAAAACUAAUCUAAAAUGAGAAAUUUGUCAGAAAAUAAAUUGUUGUAGCUUAAAGCUGUUUAACAGGAAAAAAAAUACUGAUUGUCAUAAAAUUCUCAAACCACAUACAGUAAGAGCAUGCAACAAUUAUCAAAAUUUAGUCAUGAGGUUUUUGACAUUUUGACAUAUGACAGAUAACAAUAACAAAAUGAUUCACGGCUGAAUGCCAUUUAGCUGCUUUGCUUUCAGGGUAGAGGAACUGAGCAUGCUGGCUCACAUGCCCCAAAUCCAUACAUAGUAUUUUAAUACAGUAUUUACAUACAUAACAGUCAUCAAAAUCUGUUCAAAAACAUGUUACAUACCACAUAGAUCAGAGCCAUUGUUCCGUGUUGUGACACCUGCACUUUUCUUACUAUGACAAGUCAAAGUGUUUGCUGUGAAAAAGGCCUAUUCUGACUGAAUUCAAUUACUUCAGACCCACCUACUGCCCACAUUUUGCAAAUUUUUUCAUUGACCUUUUGAAAUCCUGAUUGACUGACACUUAAAUUCUAAUCCAGUCACUCCUUAUUAUAAAGUAUUGUAUUCACACACUUAAAAGAAGCCUAACGAAACAGAGGUCUGGCAAACAUUUCUUGCCUCUACAAGGGAGAUCAAUCAUGGCGUGUUCCUGCGCUGUUGAAGGGACAUUUUUCAAUUUAACCUUUAUAUUAUGUCUUGACUACAUCAGAGGAGUUUCAACACACUUAACAUGAGUGGCAUUUAAUAUAGCAUAACACUUGCAAGGUGAGGCAGAGAUGUGACCCUAUUUAAAUACAGGGGCCCCUGCCUAUAAGCCUUAACAGCAACACCUCCCCCACAAACAAACACACACACAUGCACACAAACCCCUGACGCAAUUAUAAUUAAACACACCUUAUGCCUCCUUUGCAAAUGCCCCUCAUCGAUCUGUGGGUUCUUAACAUUCAUACGUGAACUGCCCCCCAGCAAACGUCUGUGGCGGCACAAGCGUUUAUGGAUCAGCAAGUUUCCAUUAACAAAAGUUGUUGAUGUUGAAUAGCAGGGGCCGCUGCCGCCACGACGCCGCGGAUAUAUUUGGGUAAAUUAACUUAGCAUAAAGUGCUCUGAGGCUACUGGGGUCUUUUGAGGCAGCUAAAGAGAAAGCAAGGCACCAGUCAGGCCCGAAAAGUCAAUGCACAUAUUAUGAUGUCAGUGAAUAUAUGAAACUGUAGCUACUGGCACAGUGUCCCAAUGAGUGGCCUCUAUUAAAUCACCAUAAAUUCAUCCAUUUAGUUUCAUUCCAAGUGAUCCCUCUACCAUCUUCAGCCUGUUGUUUAUAAUUACGUACACAAUAAUAUUUCUCAUUUAUAGGAGUGUGGAGAUUUGCUUUGUUUAAGACUUCAUUAUGUGUAUGCUGGCAGGUAAAAUGAGCAGCUCAGGGCAAGAAACAGUGGGAUUGCAGGUAGGAGAAAAUUGGGAAACCAUUGAUCUGCAACGUUAAUAUAAAGUAAAUCAUAAACACAAAUAGGUCAUUUAAUCUUCAGUGCUUGUUUAGGGACUUGGUUUCACUGAGGCUGUGGUGAGGAUUAUACUAUGAAGAUAAAUAUUAGUGUGUUGUUUUGUUCUAAUGAGAAUGAAUCUGUUUAGUGUACAAGUGUAAUUUUUUAGUAUUUAACUGUUUCCUUGAGCUGUGAUUGGAGGAGAGGAAUUCACUAAGGGGCUGCACAGGAAAGACAUUGCUAUCACUCCGAGCCACC